This is a messenger RNA of Cryptococcus deneoformans JEC21, 2466 nucleotides long. RefSeq names its product folic acid and derivative biosynthesis-related protein, putative. Gene Ontology annotation, cellular component: mitochondrial envelope. Gene Ontology annotation, biological process: tetrahydrofolate biosynthetic process. The record is from RefSeq and is a predicted model, not a curated record. Gene Ontology annotation, molecular function: dihydroneopterin aldolase activity; 2-amino-4-hydroxy-6-hydroxymethyldihydropteridine diphosphokinase activity; dihydropteroate synthase activity. The transcript has 4 exons. Lineage: Eukaryota; Fungi; Basidiomycota; Tremellomycetes; Tremellales; Cryptococcaceae. Bases 56 to 2263 code for a protein of 735 amino acids.
UGGGAAUCUGCAGUACAUUAUUUUGAACCACAACCGCUUGCAUAACUCUUCAAGCAUGCCCCCGGAUACGAUAACCAUCUCAUCUCUCACACUUCACCUGCCACACGGCCUAGGUCCGUCCGCCUUUCACCUCACCCCGUCCCCUCCCUGUCCAGCCCUUCUCUCCCUCACAAUUCACCUCGUCCCCAACUCUGUCUCUGCCACCGCCGCAGGGGACUCCAUGGCAGGCCUUGGAGUAAACUACUCUUCAGUAUCCAAAGCGGUAUAUGCCCUUGCGAAUGAUGCCGAAAAGGUAUGGAGCGGACCAUGGGAGCUGAUGCGCGCUGUCAGUGCCAUCCCGCUAGGGUUUGAUGAUGUCCAGAGCGUAGAUAUCCGUCUAGGCCUUCCAAAGGCACUGCUACAUGCUCUAGAAGCUGUGUACAAGGCGUCCUAUGCCAAAAAUGGCGAAGAAACCGGCAGGAGCUGUACAAUCCGGGACUUGAAGGUAGUGUGUAUUGUGGGACUACAUGAGCAUGAGAGAAAAGAGAAGCAGAGGCUGGAGUUGGAUGUCAAGGUCAGAGGAGGCGACUGGAAUGUUUGGGGACACAAGGGAUUUGCAGAUGAAAUAUACGACUUUGUGAGCAACUCGGCUUACGGAACUAUCGAAUCGCUGAACCACGAACUGGGACAACAUCUUCUGAAGAGUCGCUAUCUGGGGGAUCCCACUCAAUCUCAUCUAGAAAUUACAAUCAGGAAACCAUCGGCAAUACCUUUCGCUACUCCAAGCAUCACGAUUCAUCGCUCACAGGCCGACUAUGCGCCAAGUCUACCAUCUGGCACCGCUUGCAAUGCGCCACGCGAAGCCCUUGAGAGGGUAUUCGUGGCUGUCGGCUCCAAUAUCGGUGACAGAGUAGCCAACAUCACAAGAGCCGUAAGCCUUUUAGAGGAGGCUGGAUGUAAAUUGCUAGGUACUAGUAGACUGUACGAGAGUGAACCGAUGUAUGUGGAAGAUCAGGACCGGUUCAUCAAUGGUGUCAUUGAGCUAGCUACACCACUUGAGCCCUUGGAAGUUCUUCGAUUGCUCAAACACAUAGAGAAAGCUGUCGGGCGUACAAAGACAUUCACGAAUGGUCCUCGAGUCAUCGAUCUAGAUUUGGUCUUUUAUGGUCACCGAGUGGUUAAAAUUGGCAACGAAACUGAUGAGGAAGAUGAACAUGGGAUCAAAUGGUUAGAAUGCCCUCACAAAAGACUACGUGAGCGAGAGUUUGUUUUGAGGCCGCUGGCCGACAUUGAUCCAGAGUUCACGCACCCUGCGCUUCGCCGAUCCGUCGGCCAGCUUCUCGCCAGUCUUCCAACCACGUUUCCGCCAUCUCUUUCACCUAUAAUCCCCUUACACUCUCACUCUUCUCCCCUUAGGCUUUCCAUCCCUGCCUCCCCAUACAUCAUGGCCAUCUUCAAUACAACACCAGAUUCAUUUUCUGAUGGCGAUCCCGCCAGGACGAAUGUCGAAUAUGCGCUCGCCGCUUGCGAAAAGCUGUUAAAAGGACCUGAGCCUCCGGCUAUUCUCGACAUUGGGGGAAUGUCCACGCGCCCAGGUUCUGAACCCUGUUCAGAGGAAGACGAGCUCAGUCGCGUUAUCCCACUUGUCAAAGCCAUCCGAUCAUCAAGUAAUCCCAUCGUUGCAUCGAUUCCGAUAUCAGUUGACACUUAUCGACCGUCAGUUGCCAAGGCUGCUGUUGAAGCUGGUGCAUCCAUCAUUAACGACGUCCGUGGCGGACAAGAGCCAGGAAUGUUGCGGGUCAUGGCAGAAGCAGACGUUCCUGUUGUUCUGAUGCAUUCUAGGGGUGAUUCAAAAACCAUGAUUGCAGCGGAUGUCCAGGAUUAUGAUAGCCACGGAGGUGUCAUCAAGGGUGUGAUACAGGAGAUGAGGGUCUUGGUAGAGCAGGCCUUGAAGUCUGGCGUCAAACGAUGGAAUAUCAUCCUCGAUCCUGGCUUGGGCUUUGCCAAGUCUUCCUCUCAAAGCUUAACAUUGCUCAAACACCUGCCUGAUCUUGUCCUUCCAGGGACCGGACUGGAGAGACUUCCGAUGUUAGUAGGUGCCAGCAGAAAGGGAUUUGUAGGUCAGACCAUAAAACGGGCUGUACCAAAAGAGAGGAGUUUUGGAGAUGCGGCUGUCAGCGGUUGGUGCGCUUCCAGUGGAGUUGUGGACAUCUUAAGAGUCCAUGAGCCUAGAGAGAUGGCUGAAGUUGUAAAAAUGGCAUGUGCUAUUAGGGAUGCAGAGUAGGAGGUUCUGCUAAAGAUAUAUGGGCAAUAAUGCAUGGGAAUGACAGGAAUGACUCGGAUGAGUGCUUUCCCGUUCCGCUGCUGUCCAUCCUAACAAUCGCUUUGUUAAUUAUUUGUUACGUAAGACUUGGGUAGUUAUGAGACCUCCACUUUUUAAGCACCGGUGUCUGAUUUCAGGCUGGAAUGUUUGUCGCACCAAACAAA